This is a messenger RNA of Eptesicus fuscus (big brown bat), 1697 nucleotides long. RefSeq names its product retinol dehydrogenase 11 (gene RDH11). The record is from RefSeq and is a predicted model, not a curated record. Bases 41 to 1003 code for a protein of 320 amino acids. The transcript is spliced from 7 exons. NCBI's taxonomy places the organism in Eukaryota, Metazoa, Chordata, Mammalia, Chiroptera, Vespertilionidae.
GAGCGCCGCCGGGGCAUCUCGCUGUGUUGCUUGCUGCAAGAUGAUUGGGGUCCUGCUCCUGCUCCUCCUUCUCCCCCUUCUCCUGUUCAUCGCUGCACCCCAAAUCAGGAAAAUGCUAUCCAACGGGGUGUGUACAUCGACUGCCCAGCUUCCAGGGAAGGUGGCAGUGGUUACUGGUGCCAACACAGGCAUUGGGAAGGAGACAGCCAAAGAGCUGGCUCAAAGAGGAGCACGUGUCUAUAUAGCUUGCCGGGAUGUGCAAAAGGGGGAAUUGGUGGCAAGAGAGAUUCAGACCAUGACAGGGAACCAACAAGUAUUCGUGCGGAAACUGGACUUGGCUGAUACUAAAUCUAUUCGAGCCUUUGCUGAGGGCUUCUUAGCAGAGGAAAAGCAUCUCCACAUUUUGAUCAACAACGCAGGAGUGAUGAUGUGUCCCUACUCCAAGACAGCAGAUGGCUUUGAGAUGCAUAUAGGAGUCAACCACUUGGUUUUUCUUACAGGUCACUUCCUCCUGACCCAUCUGUUGCUAGGGAAGCUGAAGGAAUCAGCCCCAUCAAGGGUAGUGAAUGUGUCUUCCUUAGCACAUCUCCUGGGAAGGAUCCAUUUCCAUAAUCUUCAGGGCGAGAAAUUCUACAGUGCAGGUCUGGCCUACUGUCAUAGCAAGUUAGCCAACAUCCUCUUCACCAAGGAGCUGGCCCGGAGGCUGGAAGGCUCUGGCGUUUCAGUGUAUUCUGUACACCCUGGCACAGUCCACUCGGAACUGGUUCGGCACUCAUUCUUCAUGAGAUGUAUGUGGCGGCUUUUCUCCUUCUUCAUCAAGACCCCUGAGCAGGGAGCCCAGACCAGCCUGCACUGUGCCUUGGCAGAAGGUCUUGAGAUCCUAAGUGGGAAUCAUUUCAGUGACUGCCGUGUGACGUGGGUCUCUGCCCAGGCUCGGAAUAUGACAAUAGCAAGGCGGCUAUGGGACGUCAGCUGUGACCUGCUGGGCAUCCCUAUGGAUUGACAGGUGGUGGCAGCUGGACCCGAGAAGUGUGCAGCAGACUACUCAGUGCUCCCUGCCAAAAUCAUCCUCCUUCGGGGUGGCCAGAACCUGGAGCACAAAGGGAGCACACCUUCCAGCCGUGGCAGCUUUCUGAGAAAAGCCCAGGGCGCACUGCCCGAGUCAUCGAAACGCCUUGCAUUUGUCCACAUUGACUUUGCUCCCGUUCUUGCCAGUUACUAGAGAUAUCAUAGGACAAGUACCCCCUCAGGACCUGCAAGCUCAUAUUUUCCUUCUGAGACGUACUACCUAGGAGAACCUAAGCGAUGGCAGGGUUGAUUUGUGGCAGUUUGGACUCGUUUCUACCCUCUCUGUUCACAGUGUAUUGUCUCCCAAUCAAACAACCUUCACUUUGAGAGGGCCACGCUACAGCCGGAGCUGAACUCCAGGAGUCACAGUGGCUUACUUGGCGCAAGAGCAGGGCUUGUCCCUCACCUCUUAAGAAGACCAUCAUAGUGCCAACAUCUGGAUUCUUUCAGAAAAUGUAACUGAAUCUGGAUUGUGGCAUGGCUGUAUCUCUGACAACCUAAAGCCACUGCUCAGACACGUUCCCAUGCCUAAACCAUGGAAAAGCUUCCUUUUCUAAGAAGUUUGGGGGUUUGGGAAGAUGGCAGAAAUAUGGGGGAAGGCAGAAAUAAAAAUGAAGUUUAAACUCUCA